AUGUCUAGAAACUGGGUGUUUCGUUCACGUGUGAGAGACACCGUUUCAGCUUUAGCGAAAUCAAUUGUGAGGCAUAUAUUAGAACCAGAUAUCACAUUGCGUCUCACGUUGGAUCGAGUGCUGGCCCAUGAAUGGGUUCGUACUCGUAAAGAUAAAACGGGUUCCCUGGCUGGACGCCUGGUGCAUUCUGCGCCGCCAAUACAUCCUGGACAUCACGUGUCAUCUCCAACAGCCGCAGGACGGAUCACAGGAAUUACUGGGACGACCGACAACACAUCAUCAAUUGGGUCACCUAGCCCUGGCAAUUUUUCAGAAUCUCCCAAUGCAAUGCGCCACAUUGAUCACAAACUUAUUCAACAUAAUAUACAAUAACGCUGUAUAUAUCUUCCACAAAUAUGGAAGUGAUCACAACAGCUGCAAGAGAACUCAGAUAAGGAGGCUUGUUAGAUGUGUUUCAGAGGGUUUGGGAAAGGCAUAAAAUGCCUGUACACAUGGUCAGAAGAAGGUUGUAGUGGGAUGGAGAAUAUUUUUAACAUCUACACUGAAGCAAAUCUGAACUCCAAAAUCUGGCAUGAACACAAUUGAUCUUUUUAAACUAAAUUAUGAUUCUGGUUGUGUAUUUACCAAUAAUUUAACUUUUCUCCAAGUCAGUUUCGUGAUUCAUGCUAGUCAAAACUAUGCACAUAAAUCAUAAGUAAAGAGAUAUUCUCUAAAGGUACAUUAAUAAUAUGUACUUUAAAAUUAAAAAGGUU
Gryllus bimaculatus (two-spotted cricket) is the source of this 752-nucleotide messenger RNA. Lineage: Eukaryota; Metazoa; Arthropoda; Insecta; Orthoptera; Gryllidae. The record is from the annotation of a GenBank genome assembly.